This is a messenger RNA of Bactrocera oleae (olive fruit fly), 14061 nucleotides long. RefSeq names its product secretory pathway calcium atpase (gene SPoCk). Gene Ontology annotation, molecular function: P-type calcium transporter activity; ATP hydrolysis activity; ATP binding. Gene Ontology annotation, biological process: manganese ion transport; intracellular calcium ion homeostasis; calcium ion transmembrane transport. NCBI's taxonomy places the organism in Eukaryota, Metazoa, Arthropoda, Insecta, Diptera, Tephritidae. The record is from RefSeq and is a predicted model, not a curated record. Gene Ontology annotation, cellular component: Golgi membrane; plasma membrane; endoplasmic reticulum.
GCUGUGGCAAAAGCAUUUCAGUUGUCAUAAGAGUUUGAGACGUUGAGCCGAGUGGCUGGCUAGAGCGCGUUUUCGGCCACAAUACCGAUAAAUAAAAAGCAACAAAGAGACAAAUAUAAUUGGAGAAAAAAUUCAUUAGAAGUGUUUUUUUUUUAGUGAAGUGAUUUUAAACAGAAUUAGUAGGUAAACAUUUUGUUAAUAAAAAAAGUUACAACAUAUCCGGUAAAAAAAAAAUGAACAACAGCACUGCGUGCUAAAAACAGUAAAUUCGCGGUGAAAAAAGUGAGAGCGAAAGAAAGAAAACAUUGAUUUGUUACAAGUGACGCGACUUGUGCUCGAAUUGUUCCAUUUAAUUACACGCGCAGCAUUGCACUGCUCCAAUUUCUGUGCAUAUUUUUGUGUGUCUCGCUGUAACGUCACCCACAGCCCAGUGACUCCCCUUUUCGGCAGUGAAAGUAUUUCCGUGACUGCGACGUGUACGUACAUAUGUAGAUGCGUCAUUCUGUCAGCCUCAUGCGAUAUUUGCGAAUGUUCGUGCGCUUGAAUGUAGGUAACCUGAACGUCUUUGCAGUUUCCUAAUCGCUUUAGAGCACCGCCGAGGCGUAAAAUCUUGCCGCAAGUGCAGCAGUUGCAGCAGUCACAGCGCUGUCGACUGUGGCGACAGCAUUGUCUACAUGGCUGCACUGUGCUGGCAUGUGCAAGCUGAACUUUGAUUUUUGUUAGUGGCGUUACUGCGGCGUCAACGCUUACGUGUCCUUGAAUUGCACGACUGAGGCUGGUGAUUUCUGUGGCAUUGGUGAUCCAUUUCAGUCAACGCAUGACAGGCUUUCUUCCGCCGGAAAUGCGACUAUCGAGCAUUGAUGUGCGUUUGUGUUAAAAACAAUACUUUUGUGCUAAAGAACGGCAGUGCUGCCAACAUACCAUUAUAAAUUGCUGACUGAAGAGGUGCAUUGUGACGGAACCUGUUGGCGCACAGACUGCUGCAUAGAAAAACAAAUAUUUGGCACAAAAGUAAAUAAUAGAAAAUAAAAAGCACAAAAGCUCAGGCAAUUAAAAGCGACGAAAAAUCGAUUGUUCUCAUUUGUUUGGUUUUAAGCAAAUACUGUGAGCCAAUGACUUAUUAAGCGCUGUUGGCAGUUAGUGAAUAGCGGUGCAUAUAGUUAGUUGAGACUUUGGCCGCUUUCAAAGUGUUAAAAUAAAUAAAAAAUUUCAAAAAUAAUAUACAUUUGCUAUGCAUAUAAAACAAUAGAGUGCAUUAAAAAAAAAAAAAAAUACACACACACACAGACGCCAAAACUGUUAAAAUUUUCUCCUCUCUCGUCUUACCGCACGCAUGACUCAUCCGCUAUUUAACUGACCCCCUUUGGCUAUUAUUGUUGUUGGCAUUACAACCAGCAAGAAAAUCAACAUAUAAACACAGCGUGUCGUCGUGUUUGGAAAAUGAAAAGUCACAACAAAUAUGCAAAAUUACCCCAAGAUUUAGAUUUAAGUUUCCAAGAGCAAUUGGAUGUGGAUGCAGGUGUUUCCGAUGAAUUUAAUCUAGCUGCUGGCAUUGGUUUGGCAGACGAUACAGACGACGACGAGCACGUCCCAACAACAACAACAGCAACUGGUGACCUCAACGCAGUCAGCACAUUGGAGGGUCACGCUUUCGACGACGAAGAGGACGAAAUCGUAAUAGCAACAGCUUUAAGCGGCGGUGGCGGUAUUGGAACGCGUGCGAAUGUUGUUGGCAGUGCUGCAGCCAGUGUACGUGUGAACACGUCAGCCAACAGUGGCGAUAGUAGGAAAGUGCGUGCAGGCGGCGGUGUGGCUGUUGGUUUAGGCAGCGAUAGUGUAAUCGAGACGGGUUCAACCCUAACACCCGAAAUGUUGCUGACAACGUCCGAGUCAUCGACGUACAGCGCCUCCGAAGUGGCUGGUCGUCUACAGGUCGACACGCGUACCGGUCUCAAAUGGACCGAGGCUAAGUAUCGUGCGAAAAUUAUAGGACACAAUGAGUUGAAUGUAAACGAGGAGGAUCCUACAUGGAAGAAAUAUAUUGAACAGUUUAAGAAUCCACUUAUACUGCUAUUGUUGGGCAGCGCGGUAGUUUCGGUGAUCAUGAAACAGUAUGACGAUGCUGUGAGCAUAACGAUAGCCAUCAUCAUUGUGGUAACGGUCGCCUUUAUACAAGAGUAUCGUUCGGAGAAGAGUUUGGAGGAGUUAAAGAAGCUGGUGCCGCCCGAGUGCCAUUGUUUCCGUGAAGGACGGCUCGAUACGUUUUUGGCGCGUGAGCUAGUGCCCGGCGACGUGGUGUACUUGAAUGUAGGCGACCGUGUGCCAGCCGAUGUGCGGCUCUUCGAUGCCAUUGAUCUGUCCAUCGAUGAGUCAAGCUUUACGGGCGAAACGGAACCGGCGCGCAAAAGCACAGAGCUUAUACUGAGCAGUUCCACCAAUAAGGAUCAUACAAAUAUGAAGAAUGUCGCCUUUAUGGGCACAUUGGUGCGUUGUGGCAAUGGCAAGGGUAUUGUAGUAAGCACUGGUGAGCGCAGUGAAUUUGGUGAAGUUUUUAAAAUGAUGCAGGCUGAAGAAGCGCCGAAGACACCUUUACAGAAAUCGAUGGAUAUACUCGGCGCACAACUGAGUUUCUAUUCGUUCCUCAUCAUUGGCGUAAUUAUGCUCUUAGGUUGGCUACAAGGCAAACCUCUAACCGAAAUGUUCAAUAUCAGCGUUUCUUUGGCUGUCGCCGCUAUACCCGAGGGCCUGCCGAUUGUGGUCACUGUGACGCUGGCACUAGGUGUCAUGCGUAUGGCCAAACGCAAUGCGAUUGUGAAGAAAUUACCAACCGUGGAGACGCUCGGUUGUGUGAAUGUUAUUUGCUCGGACAAAACGGGCACUUUGACGAAGAACGAAAUGACAGCGACAGUUAUCAUCACAUCUGACGGCUACAUGGCCGAUGUUACCGGUGCGGGUUAUAAUGACCAAGGCGAAAUUCAUAUACGCAAUUGCAACAACGUCGAAAUGGCGAAGGCAAACAUCACGAACUUGCUAGAAAUCGGCGCAGUUUGCAAUAAUGCUUACAUACAGAAUGGCACGUUGCUUGGUCAGCCGACAGAGGGCGCACUUAUUGCUGUCGCCAUGAAGAAUGGCAUGUAUGCCACCGCGGAGAACUAUGUGCGCAUACAGGAGUAUCCAUUCUCAUCCGAACAGAAAAUGAUGGCUGUCAAGUGCAUACACAAAUACAACAAUAACAAAGAGGAAAUUUUCUUUGCCAAAGGUGCUUUGGAAAUGUUGUUGCCGCAAUGCACGAAAUACAUGUUCGGCACACAAACGGUGCCAUUGACAAAACAAAAUGAGGCGGAAUUCCUGGCGGAGGCCUAUGAAAUCGGCCGCAAGGGUUUGCGUGUGCUGGCGCUGGCGAAAGGACGUAGUCUACAGGAUCUUAUCUACUGCGGAUUGGUGGGCAUUACCGAUCCGCCGCGACCUUUGGUGCGCGAAUCCAUUGAGAUGCUGAUGCAGAGCGGCGUGCGCGUCAAAAUGGUUACCGGCGAUGCACAGGAAACGGCCAUGGCGAUUGCAAAUCUAAUUGGCAUCGAUACAAUACAUCAGCAGACGCUUUCCGGUCAAGAGAUGGACCAACUUAAUGAGCAUCAGCUGGAUAAAGUCGCCAAUAAUGUGAGCGUUUUCUAUCGUGUGACACCGCGUCAUAAACUGGCGAUCGUAAAAUCCCUACAACGUACAGGAAAUAUUGUCGGCAUGACUGGAGAUGGUGUAAACGAUGGUGUCGCUUUGAAGAAGGCGGACAUUGGUAUAGCUAUGGGCAAGAAUGGCACGGAUGUGUGCAAAGAAGCAGCUGAUAUGAUACUAGUCAAUGAUGAUUUCCACACUAUAAUUGCCGCCAUCGAGGAAGGUAAGGCAAUCUUCUACAACAUUCGCAAUUUCGUACGCUUUCAACUGAGCACCUCGAUCGCCGCUCUCUCACUGAUCGCGCUCGCUACACUUAUGGGUAUCGCUAAUCCACUAAAUGCUAUGCAAAUCCUUUGGAUCAAUAUUAUUAUGGAUGGACCACCAGCGCAAUCGCUCGGCGUCGAACCGGUGGAUCACGACGUACUCAAGCAGAAACCACGUAAUGUCAAACAACCGAUGAUAACGAAAUCAGUGAUCGUAAAUGUGUUGUUGAGCGCCAGCAUUAUAGUGCUCGGCACGUUAUGGGUAUUUCAGCGUGAAAUGGCCGAUGGCACGAUGGGAAAAACGAAGCGUGAUACGACCAUGACUUUUACAUGUUUCGUCUUUUUCGAUAUGUUCAAUGCACUGGCGAGUCGUUCUGCAACGAAGAGUGUCUUCAAGAUUGGCUUGUGCACGAACAAGAUGUUCCUACUUGCUGUUGGUUUCUCGAUUAUAGGCCAAAUGUUGGUCAUCUAUUUCCCACCACUACAAAUGGUAUUCCAAACGGAAGCGCUCUCUGCCUACGAUAUACUAUUUUUAGUUUCGCUCACCUCAUCGGUAUUGAUCGUGGCGGAGAUUAAAAAGUGGUUCGAACGCACGAUGGAGCGUAAGAUGUACAAGACACGCUCCGAAUUGGAUUUCGUAUGACAAAAAGCAAGCGCUGGAAGAAAAUCGUCAAACGUAAAGAAUGAUUAAGCUUAGCAAAAUACACACAAACCACAAACAAACAACACGUAGCAAGGAGUAUGAGGAGUAUGAUAUGGAGUGAACGAACUUAGGCGGGCGAAUGACGAAUGGAUUGCCGUAAUGGAAUUGCGGUUAGAAGCGUAAAAGUAAAAAAAAAACGAAAACCACAAAAAAAAUCGAAAAUGUUUAGGGUACACUGGGCGUAAUUUUAAGAGAAAGCAAGAGAGCAACAUGAAGUAAAACGAAAGAGAGCAAAACUAAUACAAUACAUUACUUUAAAUGUCUCUUUAACUUUGUAUGGUUUAAUUUUCGUUGUAAUUAGUUGGUAUUUAAACGCAUUAAGCGAUUUGACUAAGUUAGAUAGCGAAAAUGGUGAGCGAGUUGAAGAAAGGAUGCACGUGAAUAUGCUUAAAGUGCUGUGAAGUUUUUAACGAAAAAAUAUUGAACGUGACAAACAGAGUAGUGCAAUUGGUAAUAUAAUGAGGAGCAAUGGUUGAAAGUUGUGGAUCCUACUAAAAUAAUCUUAUUUAAUAAUAUUUACAGAAAAUUAUUUCUAACAGUUUGUUAUGACCGUUUUGUUUAAAUGUUUGCCCUGAGAGCAGAUUUUAAUUUUCAUACAAAAUUUUUAUAUGGUUAGUGUAGCUGUAACUUUUUGAAACUGUUUCACAACAAUGUUGCUAGGAGAUAUUUGUAACUCAAGUCCACUUUGGCUAUUUAGAAUCAACUAAAUUAUUCUGAUCAGCUGAUUCGAGGCUCCAAAUUAUAUUUUGUCUCACCAAUAGUUUACAUUCACAAGCUAGAGGAUCUACUUGAAAUAACGCAAGUCGACUUGCGUUAAUCACGACCAAUUAAGGUUUUCUGACUAGCGCAUUCGAGACUCGAAAUUUUAUUUUGUCUUAAACAUGAGCCUUUAAUUACAAGUUUUACAUCCAGCUAGAGCGAAUGCUCAGUUUUUUUCUUAGCAAUAAAAAUAUUUACUUUAGCUUAGCAAUUUGAGCUGUCUUUAAAUAUUAUCAUAAAUAUCUAUUUUUCAAUUUCCAUAGCUUGAAGACAGUAAAUAUUGUAAGAUUUCACUAGUAAUGUUGCGCAAUACUGUUACCUAGGCGAUGUAGCAAUAAUAUGUUGAAUUCGUUCAAAUCGACUUGAGUUAAUGUGAAACAUUUAAGUUAUUUUUACAAACAUACUCGAGACUCGAAAUUUAUAAUUUGUAUUGCCACACGAUACUCGAAAUUGUAAUUUAUUUUACCAAACGGUACUCAAAUUUGUAAGUUAUUUAACCAUAGAAACGGUAGCUUAAAAGCAGGAUUUAACUAGAAUUGACCAGUUUUAUAUUAAAAAUGUUGCUGAAAGUGACUUUUCGUUUUAAUAUUUUUCAGAAAUUUCACUGGUUUUCGAAAUAUUUUAGUUUUUUUUGUUAAUUUUUUGAUGUAGUUGACUUGUUUUUUUCGUUUAAUUUUGUUUGGAAAACUAAAUGAACAAUUUGUUUUUGUUCCUUUAAAUUUUUUGUCGUUCUAUUACGUUGUUAAUUUUUUGCCCUCUGACGCAACUAUUUGGUAUUUGUUUUAAAUAUUUUUUUUUUAAGCUCUCACAUCCUUAUUUGCUCGUUUACAUAUAGUUUUGUAUUAAAUUUGUAUUGAAUUAUAAUUUAACUAUAUAAUUUAAUGUAUUGUGUAUAAUUUUAACUAUUUUUUUUGGUAAUUCUUGUAUUAAUUGCUUGCUUGGAAUAAUUAUAAUGUUAAAUGCAAAGCUGAAAUACAGGGAGUAAUUUAAUAUAGAGUUUUUUUUUAAAUUAUAAAUUGAAAAUUUUUUAAAUUAUAAUUUUUACAUUAUUUUAUAUUAUAAUAAAUUAUAUUUUUUUUUUAGUUAUAAUAAUCAUAGUUUCUAUUGGUACAGCAGUAAUGUUUCAGUGCCCUAUUACUGUUAAUAGUAUUUGCAGCUCAGCAAAAAUUUCGCUUAAAACUCUUAAACUUCAACUUAUUGGGUACUACUUGUUCCUUUUGUUCUUCUAAGCAGAAAACUUUUGUAUUGAAAUAAAGCUUUACGGAUUCCAAGUUACUUUGAACAUUUGAAUAUGCAUCUACUAUACUAUAUAGAUAUAUACUGCUUAGUUCUAAUAUUUUAGUUUUAAAUUUUCACAUCUUUGCUAGCGUUAGGGAAACACUAUAACUGUAAUUUUAAUCACGCGUGUGUAUAUAUUGUGCACAGUUUUCGAAAAGAGCUCUACUUAUUAUUUCAUAUUUUUUAAUUAUUGUGAUAUUAAAUUAAGUGCUCGAGUUUGUCGUUUUGUAAAUUACUUUAUUGCUUUGAAAAAAAAAAUAAUAAUAAUAAUAAACUUUCAGUUGCUCUUUGUUUUGAUUUAAAUUUAAGAAAACUUUAUUUUUAAAUUAAUUUUUAGUUUAUAUAUUGAUGUAUAGUAAAUUUAGUUGCUUUAGUUUGGUUUGAAAUAUAAAAUAAAUUUAUUUAAAGCCUUAAUUGUUACUGUUUAUUUAUUUUUUGUAUUUUUUUUAAAUAUUUUUAUAUAUUUUGUUGUAUAUCAUUAUUGAAAGCAAUACUAUUAUUCUUCUUCAUUCUCUGUAUAUCGUUCAAUGAGUAAUUAGCAAGGAGCCAUAAAGUUGUUAAGUGGCAACUCUAAACUCUGAGUAUAACUGAUAUUGCACUACUCUCAACGAAGAACUGUGUGGAAAAUGCGUGGAAAUAAUCAAAUCAAAAAACGCAUACACUCUAACACAAAAUAAUUGCCCAUCAAACCUAUAGCAUUUCUAAUAAGCGUUUUCAAAUUAUUCAAAAAGUUACAAGUGCAUAAAUAAAUGCAAAAAUUACCAAAAAUUUACCAAACCUAGUCAAGAAACCCCUGAAACAUUUUUUGUUGAACCAAUUUGGUCAGUCAACCGGCAGAUGAUUGUGCUUCGAUGUGUUGGUAUGCGUGUGCGUGCGUGCGUUCGUAGUAAUUGCAAGCGAAUAAAAUUCUAUAAUUAAAAAAAAACAACAAAAUUUGAUGAUUUAAAAAAAAAUUAACUUCUAGCGCUGAGUUGCUUAAAAUUCAAACAAUGUGGCAGAAUUAAAAUGAGAUUAAUUUGCAAAAGUGUAAUUUAUUUACGCAAAAUUUUUGAGAAUGUAUGACGGAAGUGUGUUUAUAAAGAAUAUGAAUACUAAGCAGGAGAAAACAGUAAUCAAAUACAAAAACAAAAGCAAAAACUAAAAAUAAUAAAUAAGUUGCCGUGAAGCACUGAUAAUCCGUUUUUAAGCAAAUUCACUUCAAAUUAACUGUUAAAAAGUAAGCGAAAAAUAUUUUGACUAAAAAGGCUAAAUAAUUUCUGAAAACUUAUGUUUAAAAAAAAUUUUAAAAAUUGUAAAUUUUUUUGUUGUGGAAAUGUCGAAGUUUGUAUUCAAAGUACACUAAGCAUUUGAAUUACGAGUAAGACACAUAAAAACGCUUCUGAAAUCUUAGUAGAAAAAUAUAUGAAAAUGAAAUAAUUUGAAAGCAACUUUCAAUAUACAAUUUUGUUUUUGUUUUCUGCAGGGUUGCGAAUUUUUUAAUUCACAAAUUUUGAAAUUUGGAAUUUUAAUUUUUUAAACCAAGAUUUUUGGAAUUAAAAAUUAGAUUUUCACUUUUUUAAUCCACGAAGAGUUAGAUCAUUAGAUUUCGGGUAAGAAAUCGACUGUCUGGAAAAGUUUCUUUGAAGACUUUUCUAACGGUUUACUACGGCUAAAAAAAGAAAAUAAAUAUAUUUAUUGUGUUUUUUUAUAAUUAAAAAUUUUUUUCUUUUUUAAUAAUAUUUAAGCCAGAGACGUAAAACAUAUUUACGUCUCUGCAGUUUACGUGCUUAAAACGUUUGCAAUUCGGUUAUUAUACAUAUUUUUUCUUGAACCUCCAAAAUUAUAACAAAAUAUUAGCGAAAAUUAAAAGCAUGUUUAUUUGUAGUAGUUGCAAGUAAAUAUACGUACAUCAUAGAAAAAGUAAACAUUUACGAUAUUUAAAAAUUAAAAAAAAAAAAAAAAAAUCUGCAAAGUUUGCAAAAUGUAGAGGAAAUUAGAGUUAUAUAGCGUCGUAGCGCACAAAAUAUGACAUUCCCAAGUUACAUUAGCGAUAUAGGUUCUCUGAGCAUAAUAUAAAAAUAAAUGCAUAACAAAGCAUAGCGUAGCAUAGCAUAUAGGCAAAAUAUGUGUUUCAACAGGAAUUCAAGUUUGAUGCUUUCGGCAUAAAGUAUACGGGUAAAUCAAAAUAUAUAAUAUUACCAUAGACUAAAUAUGACUAAAUAAAGUUUAACUAAAAAGCAAUGAAUGCUAAUAUAGUAAAACGUUUCUGUAUUAAAAGUUGGUAGUAGUUCCCUAAAUGCAGUAAAAAAAAAGUAUACUCUGCGUUAUUAAAUUGACUUCAAGAACUAUAUAAUGCAUAAGUGAAUAUUUAAGCAACUUAUCUAAGGCUUAUAAUAUAUAGUUCUUAGCACUAUAUAUGAAAAUAAUAUCGCUCUUCAACAGUUAAACUUUUCAGCGAGCUCUCAAAUUGCUUUUCUACAACUUUUCAAUAAAGCAAUCUAAAUUUCAAAAUUGCCUCCCCGUGAGGAGCCUAAUGAAUAAAAGUAUUAUAAAAAAUAUUUCGUAAAAUUUGAGUAUAACAUAUUUUUACUAAAUGGUGUUUAUACCGAUUUGGUAACUUGUCGAGAUCAAAAAACUACCUUACGAUCUGUUAUUACAGCUUCUUGUAAAGUCUACAAAAAAUUACUUAAGUACCAACAUAAAUAUCAAAAAAUUAUAUAUUUACCAUAUAUAAAAAUAGUGGAAGUAUAUAUGUUGGUGACAACCCAUAUUACGUAAAGAUCUCCAAAAUUUCGCCAUGGUAAACUUUGAAUUAAUUUACCACAAUUUUUCAAUCAACUUUCUUGCUCUUACUCCUCUACAUUUUUGUAAGAUUUUAUGAAAAUACGCGAAAAUGUAAACUCAUGUAAUAGAACACCAAAUAUUUUAAAAUAAGUGUUAAAAAUUAUGUCAAACGUUGUUAAACAAUUAUGAAAAAUUUGUUGCAAUGUUUUUUCGAAAUUUAAUUAAAAACUGUUACUCACUGAAAAUAUGGAUUUCAGAAGCAAACAAUAGUUUUAGUGAACCAAACCAGAGAAAUGAUAAAAACUAUUAAAAAUAAUUAUAGCGGAAAUAAUAAAAAAUUAGUAAAAUAAUAAAAAAUGCUUUAAUUUUUAAUAAAAUCAACAGAAAAGUAAAGAGUUUAUUCUUAGCGGUGGCACUUAACGCUACAAAUUUUAUGUGUUUCAAAAUAGCAUACGCACGCUAGAAAAAGUUGAAUACUCGUUCAAUAAAGUCAACAAUAAAAGAGAAAAUGUUGCAUAGAUAACUUACCACAACUAUUUUUAAAAUAGUGUUGAAAACAAUUUUUCGAAAAAAAUCACAUUUUAGGUGAUACUUGCAUUUAGAAGAAAAUAUAAUAACAAUACAAACCUAAAAAGCAAUAGAAAAUUAAAAUUAAAUAAAUAGCAAAUACUUAAAAUAUAUUCAGCAAAUAUGGUAAUUAUGACACAGACAUACAAAACUAGUCUUAAUUCAAUUUUCAAUUUCACUCGUAAUAAUUUUACAAUAUAAAAAAGUCAUAACGGCAAAUAACGUGCUGAUUGUUACUCGAAAAAAAUAUUGAUAAAUAAAAAUAAUUUACAUAUUUCCUGACAUAUUUCUAAAAUUAAGUCACUUUUGAAAUUAAUGCAAUGUAAAAUGUAUUUACAAUUCACUCAUGCAAAUCACAAUCACCUAAUCAAUGUCAUAAACAUAUCACCGCAAAGCCACAAAAUUCUCAAUUUUCUAAUUAAAAAAAUAUUUUCUUUAGAAUUAAAAACGUAAAAUCUUGCAUUUUCGCUACUACAAUGCAUUCCAACACCCAGCGCACCCAUCUUGCGGCAUGAAAUCAUCUACAUGUGCACGAAAUCUAACUCAUCUUAUACAUUAGAAGCACUAAAUAAAGAGGAAGUAAUCUAUGACUUACGUUAUUUAUAAAUAAAAAAGAAUUUGAUUUUGUUUUUGCACAACAUUCUUAUGAAAACGCACGAAAUAAUUAUUAAUUUCUACUGAUUAUAGUUUGGUUGAAGAUUCUUUGUAUAAAAAAAAAAACGAAUUCAAAGCGAGUUUCAUAAUCUAUUUAAUGUAAUAUUCUUAAACUCACUCACAAUAGAGUUACAGAUUGUGCCACAAAGUGUAAGCGAUAUUUUAAUGUAAGCUCAGCUAAAGCUAAAAGCUUUUGAUAUUUUAGUGAAAGCUCAUAUGAAACCUUUUGAUAGCAGUUGCAUUGAUAGCAGUACUUAUUAUGAAAACUCAGAUUAAAGCUUUUGAUAUUCUAAUGGAAGCUCAGCUGAAAGCUUUCGAUAUAUUAACGUAAGCUCAGAUUUUUUAAUAGUUUUAUGAAAGUUAGAUGCAACUUUUGAUAUUUUAGUUAAAAGCUUUUGAUUUUUCGAUAGAUAAAACUUAUUGAAAGUAAGUCAGAAUACAUCAGUCAUAUUCGGAUGGUGAAAGCUUUAUACAAAAAAUUUUUUGCAUAGUCUUUAACUGUAAUUCAUAACAAGUCGUUUUUAAAGCGGAUUUAGUUGAUAUAUUUUGUGUGUUUUCAUAAGAAGCUAGUGCGCUAAGUUACGUAGUAUCACUUUUUAGUAGAUUUUAAACCUUUUUAGUUUCGCAAAGAUUUGAUAUAACUAUGUGCACUUUCUAAAAUUAGCAGCUCUCAAAUAUCAUCAACUCGAAUAUAUCAACAGCGCCUCAUACCAUUUAUUACCAUUUAUAUCAUGUAAACUUUGGCAUAUGCAAAAAAAAAAACAAAAGGAAUAAGAAGUCGUUCAAUCACAUAUACAAAGAAAUGCAAAUCACCUAUACACAUACAAAAUCACAUUUACUCAUCUAAGAAACACCUUGAAUCACAAAAAUCACAAACUAUACAAAACAAACCCACUUUACACUUACGCUAAACUUAAAAAUAACGCAUAAUGCAAAAGCAAAAAGAUUACACUGAAUGAAUGUUAAUGAAAACGCUCACCUAACCCACACGCAUAAUUCAUAAUAAAAAUUGAAAAAUAAGGAAAAAAAACGUAAAAAAAACUCAUCCACAAUGGUAACAAUAAUUAGGCUUAUAAGUGCGUAAUAUUUAUUAUGUAUUUGUAUUUGUAUUUAUAUAUAUGUACGUAUAAAUGUUAAACUAUACUAACGCAUAUACUGAAAUAACUUAUUUAAGUUAAACUCAAUUAAACUAAACUAAAAUAUGAAUUAUAUAAAUUAAUUAAUUUAUAUUUACAUGUACACGCAUGCUUACAAAUCUACAUUAGCAAUUUAAUUGAGAAGCAGCAAAACGCCACUGAUUUGUAAUGCUUUAAAUUAAACUUUAAUAUUUGUAAUGAUAAUGGAAAUUUUAUAUACAAUUGUCGUACAUAUACUUACGCAAAUUGUUUUGCAGAGUUGCAUGUGCGCAUAUUUCAUAAUUCGAGCGAACAAGUGUAUUUUAGACGGCAAGCAAGAAAAUAAUUGUUUGCAUUUCAUGGCACGCCAAAUAGAGGUAGGAGAUGGUAAUUUCUAUUAGUGGAUAAAUUUUUAAACUUUUGAGCUUUUAGAGUUUUGGAGAAAAUUUUCAGUUUUGAAAAAUAGCAUUAAGCAGAAUUUUGGUUUUAUCGUUCAUUUUGAGCUUUUGUUUUGUGCAAAAAUAUAUAUACGAUACAUAUUAAGCUUUCGAGCUUAUUGAGCUAUUAAAAAGAAGUCAAGUUGUGAAUGUAAGCAGGAUUUGUUGCUUUAUGGAAAAAUUUGAGCUCUUGUUUUGUGCAAAUAUAUUAUUAUUCUUUUCAGUUUUUUGAGCUUUUUAAAAAAUAUUCGAGUUGUGAAACACUCCAUGUUAUCGGGAUUUGUUGGUUACAUGAAAAACUUAAGCUUUUUAUUCGUGCAAAUAUACAUAUACUUGUACAUUUAUAUACAUAAAUAUUACAAAGCUUUUUGAGUAGGUUUUGAUGCUUUGUCGAAAGAUUUGAGCUUUUAUGCUAUGAAAACAUAUAUGUAUGCUUUUUUCAAAGUUUAACUCGCGAGCAGAGCCUAAUCUCUCUCGAAAAUACUUAUAUGUAUUGUAUAUCGUAUUUUGAUUUUUGAACUUCCCUCGUAAGUUUAGUUUCAUUUCAAAGUGAUUAUUAUAUCUGAGUUCUUCAUAAAAUAUCCAAUUUUUUCCAAAAAAAUUUUGCAAGCAUUCAUUGUAGUUUUUCCAAAAUAUUUUUGAUCUAAGCAUAAGAAGAAAAACUUUCGGCUUUUUUGAGACCGAAUCUUCUUUAUAAUAAAUCCAAUAUUAAUUCGGUUCAAUGAAAUUUUUAAGGUUUAGGAAAAGUUUUCUGCAUUUUUAAAACUACAAAUCAGAAAUAAAUUUUAUUUACUAAUUAGAAAUAGUUUUUUUUGUUUUAAAAAAAGCUUUAGUCAAACAUUUUAUGUGAAGCUUGUGCACAGUGAGAGAUUUUGCACAGUUUUAGCAAGCUUUUUUUCUUCAAAAAGUGUGCUUAAAAUUUUAAGUAAUUUGGAAUAAUUAUGAAAACUGAUUUAAAAAUGUUCAAAUAUAUACAAAAAAUUGGCAAAACCUUACAUAGAUUAAAUUAAACUAGAUUUUAGUACUAAUUGGCUUUGUAUAAAAUUAUAUAGUUGCCAACUUUUCUAAUCUGUUCAGCUAAAGCACAUAUUAUCUCUGUACCAAACUAUUUAUUUAUAUAAAAUAACACUAUUUAAAUUGGACUACAAUUGUUCUAUGAAAAAUUGUGCGAAAUUUUUAUAAUAAAAAAACUUAACAUAUACAGGUAUUUUAUAAAACAAGAAAAAAAAAUUGCGAGUUAGCUUUCACUGAAAGCUCGUUUGCGCCUUCGUAAGCGUUUACUCACACUUAUGCUGUGCUAUUAAUUGUAAGUUCGUUGCUUAAGUCUUUUAUUUGCGCGCUUCUUUUCCACCACUGUGAUUUUUGUCUGUAACAUAUGCACUUACUGCGUGAUUUUAUUUUUACUUUCGCUAUUCAACUUAUAAAUUUAGUAAUUGGUAAGCUAAAUUAAUGCAAAAUAUACAAACACACACACUUACAAAUAAAAAAAAAUUAAAUAUGACCAAAAAAAGUAUCUAAAUUCAAACAAACUCAAGCCCCACACACACUCAUCGCAUCUCUACAACUACAAAAUAUAGUAACUGUACAAGUUCAAAACUAAUAAAUUAGUGUAUUAUUACAUAUACGCAUACAUACAAAUAUUCAAACCAAAAAUUACAACAAAAAUAAUAAUAUAAAUAAUUACAAUAUAAUGGAAUAAAUAAAUAUUUCUAUACAUACACACACACAUCUCUUGUGUCGACUGUAUUAGUUGUCUGAAAAGUUCUAAAUUUUGCGUGAAAUUCGUUAAUUAAACAAAAUUUCAUAUACAUAAAUAUGUAUUAGUGCGCUGUCUGGUGCAUUGAAAUAGCAAA